UAUGGCAGUUCUUAAGUGACUCUUUCAAUGUUUCUCCGGAGGCGGAAUCGACAAAUUUACGAUGAUAAUGAUGAUCGCAUGCACACCCGCUCGGGAUGUUUAGCAUGCCGUGACUCUGUCCAUGUGAUUGGCGUUCCUCGCGUUCCUGCAAUCCCUGUACGUGUAUGUUAAUCGGACGGAGCUAGCAGGCUCGAGCUCCAUUCCCGGACCAUCUGCGAGCACGUCUCUUACUCAUCUACCACCAUGAGCAUGAUCGUUCCCAGUCGUACGCUCCGCCAUCUUGUUCGCGCUCGAGCUUUCUCCACUGCUCGACCUCCCCGCCUCAGACGACUGGGACGCGUGCUAGUGCUUUCCAGCGCGUUGACCACCUCCGCACUGGGCUGCGCAUUCUACACUGAUGCUUCAAAUACCAAUCCUGCCUCUUUUGACACACGCACACUGUCGGAUCUCCUGCGUGCGUAUAUUGUGUAUGGGACAUGCAGUAUCGCCCCCCUCGUCGAUGCGGCACCAACAACAUUGAAUAUCUUGUUCGGUAUCCCUGGAGUGAGCAAGAUAGUCGAAAGUUUCGUGCGAGCUACUUUCUUCCAUCAGUUUGUCGGUGCAGAAACGGCCGAUGGUGCCCUACCAAUCUUUGCAUUACUCCGCGCAGAGAACAAAGGCAUUCUCUUCAGUUACGCUGUUGAAGUCGACGAGAAGGAGGUGGCGGGUCAGGCGAGCGUGGAAAGGCAACAUGUACACAAACGUAUCGUAAAGGAAAUGAUAAGGAGUAUUGACGUCUCCGCUGACUAUGAGGACGGAAGGGAUCUCCUACAGGGUGCACACUCAGGGAGGCGGACUUGGAUUUCUGUUAAGCUUACCGCCCUGCUUCCAAAUGCCCAAUCCUUGAUCAACCUAUCAACAUACCUCACACAUACUCGAGCACAGCUUGAACCGCCGGUACUCUUUCCAGGGACUCCUUCUCCAUCUGAUCUUUCUAUCCUGCAUUCUUCUAUACCUACAGGAGCACUAACGGAAUCUGAUAUCCACGACCUGAGAGAGCUAUAUAACGACCUUAUGCAGAUUUGCACACGUGCUGAAGAACGCGGAGUAAGAGUUUUCAUUGAUGCAGAACAUAGUUGGUACCAACCCGCCAUCGACGCAUUUGGACACGCAUUGAUGGAGCGAUUCAAUAAGCUCCCCUCCGGUGGCUCCCAGCGGACAUGGUGGGACAUCUCCUCGUGGAUAUCCUCUUCAUCUGCAAAAGAAGCUGCGCACAGCAGAGUGCAGCCUCUCGUGUAUGUGACCUAUCAAGCCUAUCUGCGGCGCACGCCCGCGCACCUCGCGCACUCCCUGGUGCAGGCCCGUGAGAGAGGCUAUGCUCUGGGAGUGAAACUUGUCCGGGGGGCUUAUCAUCCUCGCGAGCUUGCUGCCCAUCAACUGGCUCGUUCAGCAACCUCUCCAGCCCGAUCCUAUUCACCAAAACAUUCACAUUCGUUCUCCAUAUCUCCCGACCCUGAACCCCCUGUUCAAUCCUCGAAGGAUGCGACGGACCAGUGCUAUCACGACUGCGUGACCCUGUUGGUCGACGAAAUCUCUCGUGACAUUCACCGCUCCGGCCGAUCUAGUGCACCAGCCAUUGGUGUAUUUUUUGGUACGCAUAACUGGACCUCGUGCGAGUUCGUCCUUGAGGAACUUGUCAAGAAGGGUCUGGGAGUCGUCGAGCGUGUUGCUAUCGAUGAGGUGCAAGAGGGCGUGGUGCGGAUCCCGCCCGAGGUUGGAGAGAGGGUUGCAUUUGGGCAGCUGUAUGGGAUGUCAGAUGCGCUGACGAACCACCUCGUCGGGCGGAUGCGGUGUGAGGCCCCGUCUGUGAUCAAGUAUGUCCCAUACGGCGCUCUGGUGCAGGUCAUGCCCUACCUUUCUCGCCGGGCGAUUGAGAACAAGAGCAUCCUCGGAGCAGGUGGCGCCACAAGAGAGAGAAAGGAGGCUGCGGCUCUCAUUUGGAAGAGGGUGAAAGGGUUAGUUGGAUCAUAGAGCAUUGUUCAUUCAUCAUCAAGGGUUUAUUGAGCGAAACACGAAUUUCAAUGCAACAAAGGGCUCCAGACGCAGGAUUAUAAGUACUGGUAUGUAGACUCAGGUAACUACCCCAC
Suillus clintonianus is the source of this 2126-nucleotide messenger RNA. Its product is annotated as FAD-linked oxidoreductase-like protein. Gene Ontology annotation, molecular function: proline dehydrogenase activity; FAD binding. The record is from RefSeq and is a predicted model, not a curated record. Gene Ontology annotation, cellular component: mitochondrion. Bases 244 to 2010 code for a protein of 588 amino acids. The transcript has 7 exons. Lineage: Eukaryota; Fungi; Basidiomycota; Agaricomycetes; Boletales; Suillaceae.